AUGAUUUUUAAGAAGCAUUUUGAGGAUGUGCUCAAAGAGAAGGGAAUUUCAGUAAUAAUGCUGAGUGCAAUUCGUCGAUUGGCAUGCCGAGCUGGCUCAAGACGUGCGCUGUCCGUCUGUAGUGGCAAUCGCUUUGCGGUGAGUAGAACUUCGCAAACGGCACAAUACAAAGUGAUCGACCAUGCCUAUGAUGUGGUUAUCGUUGGUGCAGGUCUUGCAUUACCUCAAUCAUCGAUCAUCUGA
Anisakis simplex (herring worm) is the source of this 243-nucleotide messenger RNA. The record is from the annotation of a GenBank genome assembly. Lineage: Eukaryota; Metazoa; Nematoda; Chromadorea; Rhabditida; Anisakidae.